UCGCAAGAAAAAGAAGAAGAACAGUUGUUUAUUUGGAGAAAGCAAAAUAAUAAGAGUUUACCUCAAUAGAAAUUGAGGAAAUCUAAGUAUAAAUGUGGGAAUCGAUGUAGAUUUGUAAGUAGCAGAGAAUAGUUACACAGUGCGUCCCAAAAUCUCAGUCAUUGAUUUGGCCAAAGCUGCUGGUUUCGCGACGAUUCUGUUGUGCCUACGUUUCACAAAAACGCUAGUCGCGGAUGUAUUUAGUAAAAUAAUUAUCAGGCUUGAAGCGUUGUAAAGAGUCCUAGCCGUAUAUCAGUCGAUUUGAACGUAAAAUGGCAUCCGCCGUGGAGGAUCCCACAAACAACGACUGCCAAAGCGAUGACGAAGGGGAGAUUGACGGCAAGUUCGAGGAGUAUAUGUCCAAAGUGGAUAUCAUCAAGUGUCCCGGCUGCCUGUACGAAUCUUCGGCAGAAGAAGUCAGAACUCACAUGAAACAAACCCACUUCCAGCAAAAGUACUGUAACAUUUGCGAAAAACAAUUCAGCGAAUGGCGCGGGGCGCACUGUUUGAAACAUCUUCUGAUCGCGAUCAUUUCCCAGCUGAAGGAGCAAUGCUCGAACUGUUCACAGCUUUUCAUGCUCGACACGAAGCGAUCCGAAGAGGAUAACUUCACUUGUAAAUCAUGUCAGAAGUUGUCUGGGACGAAGGAACCCGUGGAAAACAGCCCGCAUCCACAUCGCUGCGACAUUUGCCACAAAACCUUUACUUUUAGGAAAGCGCUCAUCGAACACAGGCGGAGCGUGCAUGUGGGUAACGAUUUGUACCGCUGUGAUUACUGUCCCAGAGUCUUCUAUUACCAGAAGACCUUGAGUGCCCAUCGGCGCAUUCACAUAAAUCCUAUUUCUUGCGAGAUUUGCUUCUCAGAGUUCCACAGCCACUACAAACUAAAACGACACAUGUCCUCCCAUGCCGAUGCCCCGCAGUACAACUGCAGUAGUUGCGGUAAAAUCUUCUACUCGCUGGCGUUCCUGGAUUCACACAAACCGUGCCGGAGCCAGGUGGCGGACACAAGUGACGAUUUGUAGAGUUUUAAUGACAAUUUUUUGGAAGUAACGCAAUGGGGAUAACUUGAAUGCAGCCUGGAAUAGAUGCGAAUGUGAUGUAAAUAAAACGAAUAAUGCUGCACGCAAGAUAUCAAAGUUAUUUCAAAUGUUAAGAAACCAGUCUCCAUGGUCCACUUGAAAGUGAAGAUGAAGCUCAUGAAAGAAUGCUGACCUGAUUGUUUGGGUACUUUUCAGUGGACUACAAACGCUACGCAUUCUGAUACAAUCCAAGAAAAUCGCACAAUGGGCCACCUCACUCCUUCCAUAAUAAUUCCAGGGGCAGAAGCUGCUCGACUUCAUUUUAAAACCAGACGACACUGUUGUUCAGAAGAUGUGACUGCCAGGCUAGUUAGAUGGUUUUCCCCAAUUAGUUUUAAUUUAUUUACCGUAAGAAUGAUAUUAGGAAAAUGUGAAGACUUGAGCAGUAUUGAUUUUAAGCUAAAUGAAAUCUUUUAAACGAUGAAACCGGAAGAACUGAAUACUCAACUGCAUGGGUGAGUGGUCAGAAUAUAUUUUAAGGACGUAGCCAAUUUAGGUUUUGAUUUUAUAUUGUACUUGGUGAGAAUAAACUUCCUAAGCAAACUA
Molecule: messenger RNA, 1667 nt
Organism: Hermetia illucens (black soldier fly)
Lineage: Eukaryota; Metazoa; Arthropoda; Insecta; Diptera; Stratiomyidae
Product: zinc finger protein 62 homolog
Exons: 3
Coding region: 312-1064 (250 amino acids)
Biological process (GO): regulation of transcription by RNA polymerase II
Cellular component (GO): nucleus
Molecular function (GO): DNA-binding transcription factor activity, RNA polymerase II-specific; RNA polymerase II transcription regulatory region sequence-specific DNA binding
Source: RefSeq, a predicted model, not a curated record